This is a messenger RNA of Oncorhynchus keta (chum salmon), 5124 nucleotides long. Its product is annotated as ran-binding protein 10-like. NCBI's taxonomy places the organism in Eukaryota, Metazoa, Chordata, Actinopteri, Salmoniformes, Salmonidae. Gene Ontology annotation, molecular function: protein binding. The coding region runs from base 337 to 2184 and encodes 615 amino acids. Gene Ontology annotation, cellular component: cytoplasm. The transcript has 15 exons. The record is from RefSeq and is a predicted model, not a curated record. Gene Ontology annotation, biological process: cytoskeleton organization; cell surface receptor signaling pathway.
CGGCGUAAUAAAUACACCCCUGGUCCUGACCAUCAACAAAAUACGACCGCAUACAACCACUCGAAAACUACAUUUCCUAGCUUCCUUUUCACGGACUCAAACUGAAAAAAUGACCAAAGAGUGGUUCGGAGCGGGUCUUCUGUAGUCGAUUCUGAAAAUCUUUCGAGCGAAUAGCCCUGUAUUCAACUACAGUACCCACACGUCACUGUCAGGUCCUACUCGAGAGCGUUGGUUAGUCAGGGAUAUCACACCACUGUCUAUCCCACUCUCCCCCUGUAUCAACGCAUUGACAUAGCUAGUAGAAGACAAUAAAAAAUAAAACAUUUCAAGCCGAAGAUGGCAGAGCUUGGAGCGGGGAGCCUGCUGUUGGGGGAUCCUGCUUUUAAUUACCAAGAAGCCGAGCUAAAUGAACGAUUGAAGCGGCUCUACCCGGCCGUAAAUGAGGAUGAGACCCCCUUACCCCGAUCAUGGAGCCCCAAGGAUAAAUACAGCUACAUCGGGCUCUCACAGAACAAUCUGCGGGUGCAUUACAAAGGUCAUGGGAAGAAUCACAAGGAUGCCGCGUCUGUGCGUGCCACUCAUCCCAUACCAGCCGCCUGUGGGAUCUACUACUUUGAAGUGAAGAUUGUCAGCAAGGGCAGAGAUGGGUACAUGGGGAUUGGUCUGUCUGCCCAGGGAGUCAACAUGAACAGACUGCCUGGUUGGGACAAGCACUCGUAUGGUUACCACGGUGAUGAUGGACACUCCUUCUGCUCUUCAGGGACUGGCCAACCAUAUGGCCCAACCUUCACCACUGGCGAUGUGAUUGGUUGCUGUGUGAACCUAAUUAACAACACCUGUUUCUACACCAAGAAUGGCAUCAGUCUAGGUGUAGCUUUUACAGACCUCCCUCCAAACCUGUACCCCACAGUGGGCCUGCAGACUCCUGGAGAGAUUGUGGAUGCUAACUUUGGCCAGCAGCCCUUUGUGUUUGACAUUGAGGACUAUAUGAGUGAAUGGAGGGCUAAGAUCCAUGGCAUGAUCGCCCGCUUCCCUAUCGGCGAGAGACUGGGGGAGUGGCAGGCAGUGCUGCAGAAUAUGGUAUCCACCUACCUGGUGCAUCAUGGGUACUGUGCUACGGCCACAGCCUUUGCCAGGGCUACAGAGACCUUGAUCCAGGAGGACCAGACCUCCAUAAAGAACCGGCAGAGAAUACAGAAGCUGGUAUUGGCAGGGCGUGUUGGAGAGGCCAUCGAAGCCACACAGCAGCUGUACCCUGGACUUCUAGAACACAACCCCAAUCUACUCUUCAUGUUGAAGUGUCGGCAGUUUGUGGAGAUGGUAAACGGUACAGACAGUGAGGUACGAUGCUUUAGUGUCCGCUCCCCCAAGUCCCAGGACAGCUACCCUGGCUCCCCCAGCCUGAGCCCCCGACAUGGAGCCACCAACCCCAAUCUGCACAGUGCAGGAGCAGACAGCCCCACAUGCAGUAACGGGGUCACCCCUCCCAACAAGAACAAGAGCCACAACAAGUAUCCAGGCGUCAGCUCUGCCUCCUCCUCCUCUUCUUCCUCCCCUUCCUCUGUCAAUUACUCUGAGUCCAACUCCACUGACUCCACCAAGUCCCAGCCUCACAGUGGCACCAGCAACCAGGAGGAGACCAGGUGUGUGGCAAGUGACAGUGAGAUGGAGAUUGAGGCUGAGCACUACACUAACGGGGUGGCAGAGAACCCCUCUGCUCGGAUCAUGAAUGGCACCUACAAGCACCAGGGAAUCCUGCAAGCUCAGGACAUCAGCCUGGGCAACGGAGUGGCAGAGGAUAGCUGUGCUUCCAGACAGCUGUGUGGAGGGAACCAAGCAGCCACAGAGAGGAUGAUCCAGUUUGGCCGUGAACUGCAGGGCCUCAACGAGCAGCUGUGCCGUGAAUACGGCAAGAACGUCACACACAAGAAGAUGCUGCAGGAUGCCUUCAGUUUAUUAGCAUAUUCGGAUCCCUGGAACUGCCCAGUGGGGCAACAGCUAGACCCAAUGCAGAGAGAGAAUAUCUGCUCUGCUCUUAACAGCGCCAUCUUGGAGUCUCAGAACUUGCCUAAGCAGCCCCCUCUGAUGCUUGCUCUGGGUCAGGCCACAGAGUGUGUCCAGCUCAUGGCCAGGGUCCGCUCAGGGUCCUGUUCCUUCGCCAGAGUAGACAACUUUUUGCACUAGCCCCAGUCCAGGUAAUGUUCAGGACUAAGAAGAGGUCUUUCCAAUGGGUUGCCAGAUGACUGAGGAAAGCAUGUGUUUGAAUUUGUGUGUCGCUUGCCAUUUGGCAGAAGCAAAUGGACAGGGGAAUGAGUAGAACAUGACAGGAAAGCUUAUUUUUAAUUUAGUAUUAUCAAAUACAAAAUGUGUGACUCUAUUUAAAGAAUUCAUUAUUAUUCUGUUUAUCUAGUCAUGUUCUAGGUUUUAUUUAGUCAGUUUGUUGUGCUCAUCUUGGAAGGAAAAACAAUCUAAUUCCGUUUUUGUUUUUGAGUGGAUUUCAAUUCCCUACACAGUAUUUUAAAGAUGUCAUCAUAUCAAAGAAAUUCAUGUUGGCAUGCUUUGUCGUUACCAAGCAAGAUACUCUGGUUUCUUUCAUUCAGAACUCAGGUAUUCACAGCACAUUUGUCAACUCAGUAUGGGAUAUUGUAGACAGAGGUAUGUUUACCCAGCUGUUCAGUGGCUCCAAUAUAGGACCUGCAUUUUUUGGUUCAAAUUCUUACUACUUAGUAUGACUUAACUCCAGAAGCUAAUUUAAUUUAAAGUUAAAGGUCUGAAUUGGCUUCUGAAAAUGUACACAUGGCUGUAAGCCACUAACCUGCUGGUCACCUCAGAGCCCCAUACAGCAGCAUUCACCUCAGAUCAAACAAUGAUGACACUGAUUCAUUUGUGAGUUUCAAUAUAAGUGUAGUAUAUUUCCAAUCAAGUGUCUCCACUAGCUUGAUAUACACACAAUUUAAUGAUAUAUUCAAUAAAAAACUUAAACUGAUUGCCAAAUAUAAGGCUUUUAAUUUGACCUCCCCUUUUCUAAUACCAAUGGUACUUGCCAUUGGCCACACUUAAUUCAUACAGUCAGUCAUUAAGUCUUCAUACCAGUGCUUUGACAGCCAGCCAUUAUCUUAUCAUCGCGAACAUGCUUAUUUUUCCGCUCUCUUGCGGUUCUAUUUUUCUCACAACUAAUGUGAAGCUGUCGCGUUAAUACAUAAACUCAACAUAGACUCGGUCACUUUUACAAACAUGUGACCUUAACUUUGUUCCUUUGUUUUUGUUUGUUUAUUAUAGUCAGUUGAAUGUUUUUCUUUUUUUUUUCUUUCUUUCAUUACAGUAUGUAUUGUCCUAUUUUUAACAGAUAUUCUCUUGGCACAUGGGACAGUUGUCGAUCAUUGAUGUAUUAACGCAGUAUUUCACCCAGCCAGCAGGAGGCGCUCCACUGUGUGUUGAAUGUAGUUUAGCAGAUUAUAUUAUGUUUGUGCUUCAGAUUUGCUGCUGGCCACCAUGAGAUUGAUAUUGACAUCCCCUGUACCUGUAAGACAUAUUGCAAUGUGUUUCAUUAACUCUUUUGACAAUCCUGCAAAGCAUGUUUGUGAAGCAAAGGGGUGGUGGGAGUAGAAUAUGUCAGCUUCUGUGUUGUUAGUGUUUGGUAGACUUUAAUAUGUUCACAAAGGCCAUUUUGAUUAUUUUUUUUACCCAAUCUUUACAUUUGGACAACAUCUAUCGGCAUCAUGGGCUUAUACCUGCUAAAAUAUAUACAAAAACAAGAACAAAUACCUUAACUUAAUGUCUACCCUGGCCAAACCAUAACCCAGACGAUGCUGGACCAAUUGUGCACCGCCCUACAGGAGUCCCAAUCACGGCCGGGGCGGCAGGUAGCCUAGUGCUUAGAUCGUUGGGCCAGGUUGCUGGAUUGAAUCCCCGAGCUGCCAAGGUAAAAAAUCUGUCGUUCUGCCCCUGAACAAGGCAGUUAACCCACUGUUCCCCGGUAGGCCGUCAUUGUAAAUAAGAAUUUGUUGUUAACUGACUUGCCAAGUUAAAUAAAGGUUAAAAAUAAAUAUUGUAUUGCAGUAGGAAGUAAAAUACUUUAUUUAUUUUACCUUUAUUUAACUAGGCAAGUCGGUUAAGAACAAAUUCUUAUUUACAAUGACUGCCUACCCCGGCCAAACCAUAACCGGGACGACGCUGGGACAAUUGUGCGCUGCCCUAUGAGAGUCCUAAUCACGGCCGGUUAUGAUGCAGCCUGGAAUCGACCUCUGCACCACUCCGGGAGCCCUUUAUCCCGAACCUGUUAAAGACUGACAUACUGGGUGGGGCACAUCAUCUUUCAAGCACACCUAUACACACUGUAACCCAUGUUGGAUGAGGUUUUAGUUGUUUUAAUUCAUGUUGCUUAAUUAGUUCAAUCUUUAGGUGGCGCUGUCCAUUCGCAUGAGUUUUCACUAUAGAGUUUACCAGUAAUUCUGAACAAUACCUUCAGUGAUAGACUUUCAAUAUUGGAAGCAGCCAGCAGAUAGAUUUUGAUUAUAUUUUAUGACAUUAUAGCAAAGCCUGCAUCUCUUGAAGGCUUUCAAAAACUGGAAAUGUUUUUUAAAAUCCUAUAGCCACCCAAAAUGUAUAUUUUAAGAUCAUUCAUUAUGAAAUAGAUUGACUAAUGUUUAGGUGUGUGUGUGUAGAAAGAUCGUAAUCCGUCGAGCUUCUCCUGGGACUUUUAUAGACACACCUACACCUACUGUAGCAAACAAUCUCCCUGUUCUCCUUUUAUGUGUUAUGUUUUUCAAUUGGAGCUAUCCAUGCUUCAAAUGGAGAGGCGAAGGGAAUGGAAUUAGAAAUGAAAAACAACAAGCUGUGCACAAUUUACUAUUUUCUAUUAUUAUUUUAAUUUCAUAUUGAGUUUUGAGUUUAGCAAUUGUGAGGUGAGUUACCCUCUACUUGGCAUGAAACUUUUAGAACCUUUAAAACACACAUAUAUAUAUAUAUAUAUAUAUAUAUAUAUAUAUACACACAAAAAGAGAUUAUAAUGAUAAUAAAAAAUUUAAAAAACAUACCUAUGUACUAGAAACAUGAUAAAGAAAUAUUGUAUUCUGUUUAAUUUUGACAGAAUUAUUUUUAUUAAAAUACACAUCCAUACGCAUA